UGUCACUAAAACUUCUUGCGCCAUGAAAUGACCACACUGUGCGCAGCUUUCCUUAUAUAUACAGACUACCUUCAACAUGGCGCCCUCCGCAACCACCGAUGUAUUGCCCUCCAGCUGCAACUCACCUAAACCUCCACCGAGGAUAUGGCGCGUGAACGACCCGCCUUUCGAGGGCUUUAAACCGAUUGACACCGAGGGCUACGCGCGGAGCAACCGUGAAACGGCGAUCGUCAUUGACAAUGGCUCAUCGGCUGUUCGCGCAGGCUGGUCCUUCGAUGAAAAACCCAGACUGUCCCUUCCUCCGCUCAUGGCUCGAUACCGCGACCGCAAGCUUAUGCGUACUUUCACAUUCGUCGGUUCGGAUGUCUACUCUGAUGGUACAGCGCGCGGCCAAGCGAAGAAUGUAUAUGAGCCCGGGAGCAAUAUUGUGAACAACUGGGAUUGUUUUGAAGGGGUUAUGGAUUACUGCUUCCUAAAGUUGGGUGUAGAUGGCGCCGGCGGGGGAAUUGACCGACCAAUCGUGAUGACAGAGCCAGUCGCAAAUCUAGGAUAUACACGGAAGACAAUGUCAGAAAUCCUCUUCGAAUGUUACGGAGCCCCUUCUGUCGCCUAUGGGAUUGACUCCCUCUUCUCAUACUCCUAUAACGGCGGUCACCACGGACUUGUCGUCUCUUCGUCUUUCACAUCUACACACUUAAUACCUGUAGUCGACUCCAAAGCACUCCUUUCCCAGACCACCCGACUCAACUGGGGCCGUUUCCAAUCCGCCGAAUACCUACUGAAACUUCUAAAGCUAAAAUACCCUUCAUUCCCUGGCAAAAUUAGCGACCCGCAAGCUGAAGACCUGGUUAGAGAACACUGUUAUGUAAGCCAGAAUUAUGAAGGCGAACUCAGCCACUUCCUCGACUGGACUGGGCUCGAAGACCGGGACCACAUCGUCCAAUUUCCAUAUACCGAACAGGUCGUUGUGCAGAAAACUGAAGAGGAACUCGCUCUUGCGGCUGAAAAGCGGAAAGAGAGUGGCCGCAGACUGCAGGCCCAAGCCGCUAAGAUGCGACUAGAUAAGCUGAAGAAGAAAGAGGAGGAAUUAGAAUAUUACCAGCAGCUUCAACAACAGCUUCAGACAUUGAACAAGAAGGAGGGCAAGCGGCUGUUGGAGUCUAACGACUUUGACGAGGAGAUUCAACUCGAUAAGCGGGUAAAAGAACUUGAAAAAUCUAUCAAGAAAGCUAGGAAUAAGGAUGUAGGCGACGAGGAGGAGGAGCAGAAUGAGCCACCCACCUUCCCAUUGUUGGAUACUCCAGACGACCAGCUUGACGAAGAAGGUCUCAAGCAAAAGAGGCAGCAGAGAUUGAUGAAGUCUAAUUACGACGCACGGCAACGUGCCAAAGUAGAGAAAGAGAAAGAGAAGGCACGGUUAGCAGAGGAACAGCGCCUCGAUGACGAACGCCGUGAGAACGACUUGGACGGAUGGGUUCAGGAGAACCGAAUGGCGCGUCAAGCAAUAAUCCAGAAGAUGAAAGACAAGGAACGGCUCAAAGCCGAACUAGGAAACCGCAAAUCACUCGCCAACCAAAUGCGUAUGAAGUCCAUUGCUAACCUCGCUUCGGACAACCCAUCUAAAAAGCGGCGGCGUGGUGGUGGCGAUGACGACACAUUUGGCGCCGAUGAUGCGGACUGGGGUGUCUAUCGGACGAUUGCAACUGGCGAGCAAAGCGAUGACGAAGAAGACGAAGAUCUUAACAAAGAGCUCAAGAACAUUGAAGCUCAGCUCCUAAAGCAUGAUCCUCACUUCACCGAGGAGAGCACCCGUGAAGCCCAAACCGAUUGGACUAAGAGUAUUCUGCACGCAUUUCUGCACGGCCCAUAUGCCUACGACCCAGAGAGCCAGAAAGAAGCGAAUCAAAUCCACCUCAACGUCGAACGCAUCCGCGUCCCAGAAGUGGUCUUCCAGCCCUCUAUCGCUGGCCUCGAUCAAGCGGGCAUUGUUGAGAUCGCUGCUGGUAUCCUCGCAGAGCGGCUUUCAGACUCUCCGUAUAGAAAUGACGUACUAAAAGAUAUUUUCCUCACGGGCGGUAACACAUUAUUUCAAGGCUUCGAAGAGCGAUUAUCUAACGAACUGCGUGCUGUGCUACCUGCAGAACUCCCACUGAAAGUCCGGCGAGCAAAGGAUUGCGUCCUAGAUGCUUGGAGGGGCGCAGCGAAGUGGGCGGGGAAGCAGGAGAGUCGACCACAUUUUGUGACGAGAGCCGAGUUUAUGGAGAAGGGCGGCGAAUAUCUGAAAGAGCAUGAGUUGGGAAAUGCGUAUCUGUGAUGACUGCACAAGGAUGUGGAUAUAUUGAAGAUAGUAUUCUAGGAAGGUGACGAUAGCGCAGGCGUUUGGUACUGGGAUUAGAGGUAGCAGGCGUAUGAUAUGUGGGAUCCUCGAGGCUUAAAGACCGAAAAGUAGCAGUAUUUCUACCAUUUCUUGAUAGCUUCCUCGAAUGCCU
Messenger RNA from Lindgomyces ingoldianus, 2489 nucleotides. RefSeq names its product actin-like ATPase domain-containing protein. The record is from RefSeq and is a predicted model, not a curated record. Gene Ontology annotation, cellular component: cytoplasm; Ino80 complex. Gene Ontology annotation, biological process: regulation of DNA-templated transcription. Bases 77 to 2314 code for a protein of 745 amino acids. The transcript is spliced from 4 exons. Lineage: Eukaryota; Fungi; Ascomycota; Dothideomycetes; Pleosporales; Lindgomycetaceae.